AUGAGGGCCGGCCGGCGGGCGGCGGGGCUGCGGCGGCGGCCGCCGGGCUGCUCGGGGCGGCGGCGGGCGGCCGCGGCGAAGCUGGCGCUGGGGCCGGGCGGGGAGGCGGCCGGCGCCCGUUUAUCGCCGUUGUGUUUUUCAAACCUCCUUGAGCUUGAGGUUACGUGGGCCUGCUGUCCCUUGACCCCAGUAGCAGUGUCCUUACCUACAGGAGUGACCUCUGGCACAGGCACAGCAGAGCUGCCAGUGCUGCUUCGCGUCAGCUGUGUUGGCUUGGUGUUUGCGUGCAAUGCGGUGAUGUGGACAGUCUUUGCAAAAGCCUUGCGACUCUCUUCCUCCUUGGCUGCUGCCUCUGUGACAACGACAGCCUCCAACUUCAUCUCUUCGGCAAUCCUGGGCAAACUGCUCUUCGGGGAGACGUGGUCGCCUCUGUGGUGGGUCGGCCUCUCCACUACACUCUGUGGGCUCAUGCUGCUGCACACAGCUGCGCCCCAGCUGGUGCAGGUCCCAGCAGAGAAGAAGGAGUGAGAGCUGCUGGAGGGGGCAUGGUACCAUGCUGCCCCUCUCCAGCCUGUCUCAUGAUGGCGUCCCCAGUGCCCACCGACCUUUGAACACGUCAACCAUGGACCUGCUAACCCCUGCUCACUUGCUGACCCUCUGACUUGCAAAGUCACCUUGAUUGCAUCUUUCCUGGCAGGUUGGCAGUGUUGUGGUGGCAGUGACAGCCUCGGAGGGAGCUGAUCCACUCUGAGUCAGUAUUGUGAAAAUCAGGGCCGGAGGCUUAUCAGCUGCUCCUCCUCUUCACACCCUGCAGCUGUGGAGCUUUCCCAGUUCAGGGAAGGCUGAAAGUAAACAUAGUGGCUGUGGAAGGUGCCUGUGCAUUAGUACUUUUCCGUAAAAGGAUCUAUCCCAAAAUAGAAUCAGAAGUAGAUGCUGAAGGCAGCUGAUA
Molecule: messenger RNA, 949 nt
Organism: Manacus vitellinus (golden-collared manakin)
Lineage: Eukaryota; Metazoa; Chordata; Aves; Passeriformes; Pipridae
Gene: TMEM42
Product: transmembrane protein 42
Exons: 4
Coding region: 1-528 (175 amino acids)
Source: RefSeq, a predicted model, not a curated record